Messenger RNA from Fopius arisanus, 1654 nucleotides. RefSeq names its product Threonyl-carbamoyl synthesis 4 (gene Tcs4). The transcript is spliced from 5 exons. The record is from RefSeq and is a predicted model, not a curated record. NCBI's taxonomy places the organism in Eukaryota, Metazoa, Arthropoda, Insecta, Hymenoptera, Braconidae. Gene Ontology annotation, biological process: tRNA threonylcarbamoyladenosine modification. Gene Ontology annotation, cellular component: mitochondrion. The coding region runs from base 89 to 1378 and encodes 429 amino acids.
AAUGGAUAAUUAUUCAAUAGACGAUUGAAAUUAAUUUCGGUGAAUGGUGUUAUUAGUAUUUGUUUAAUUAAUUGGUGGAAGUAAUAAAAUGUCGUGGGGCUUGUCGAUGGCAAAUAGAACUCGAUUGUUCAGUAGAAAUUGUUUGUUCGAUUGUUGUUUGAGGGGAAGAAUGGGAUUCAGUGAUGGUGUAAAAAUUCUGGGGAUUGAGACGAGUUGUGAUGAUACAGGAAUUGCUAUUGUUGAUGGCAAUGGAAAAAUCCUGGGAGAAGCCCUUAAUUCUCAACAAUCCACACAUUUACAGGAAAAAAAUUAUAUUUACAGAUAUGGAGGUAUAAUUCCGCCAGUGGCACGAGAGCUACACAGAAAAAAUAUCACCGACGUUUGUGAGAAAGCCCUGAGAGAUGCGAACUUAAGGGUGAGGGAUGUGGAUGCUGUGGCAGUAACUGUCAAACCCGGAUUGCCCCUGUCCUUGAUGAUUGGCAGAAAUUUCGGGCAAUAUCUCUCGAAAAUAGGAAAUAAACCAUUAAUUCCCAUUCAUCAUAUGGAGGCACAUGCGUUGACUGCGAGGAUGUCAGGGGAGGUAGAAUUUCCUUUUCUCACACUUCUGAUUUCUGGGGGACAUUGUUUAUUGGCUCUCGUCAAAGACGUCGCUGAUUUUUAUUUACUGGGGACAAGCAUCGAUGACGCACCAGGAGAAGCUCUUGAUAAGUUAAAUUUCCAGACAGCGAGAAAAUUAAAACUGAGGAAUAUCCCAGAGUACGCAGAUAAAAACGGUGGAGCUGCGAUAGAAUUGGCAGCAAGUAGAGCUACAAAUCCGUUCCAAUUCGAAUUUCCAGCAUUGAUGUCCCAUUACAAAGACUGUAACUUCAGUUUUGCUGGGCUGAAGAAUUCCGUAGAGAGAGUAAUCGGGAGACUCGAGGAGGAACAUGAAAUUGUUGGCGACAAAGUUGUACCUGAUAUAGAGAAUCUCUGUGCUGGAUUCCAAUUGUGCAUUGCAAAACACAUCUGCCACAGGACGAAGAGAGCAAUAAUGUUCCUGGAUAGGACGAAAUUAAUUCCCGAGAAUAAAAAAACUCUGGUGAUAUCAGGGGGUGUUGCCUGCAACAAUUUCAUAGCAAAAAGCCUGCAAUUAGUCUGUGAUGAGAUGGGCUACCGUUUCGUUCGCCCUCCGCCAAAAUUCUGCAUGGAUAAUGGAAUUAUGAUCGCCUGGAAUGGAUUAGAAAGAUGGAAUGCUGACGUUGGGGUUCUCAGAGAUCCCCUUGAGAUUGAAAAAGUUGAAUUCGAGUCUAGGGCACCUUUGGGCAUCAACUGGAUUGAUCGAGUGCGAGAAGAGGAUAUCACCUGCAGAACUGUUAGAUCCAAGGAAUUAUAUCCUUGACGUAAGCAAUAAACUAAAAAAAAACAUGAAUUGGAAUUCGCUUGAAACGUUUGAAAAAAAAUUUAGCCCCCAUUGUUCUCUUACAAAACUAGGUUUUUAUUAAUUGAAAUGAUUUAUGUACAUUAUUUUCACAUUGAGAAUAAAAUUAUUUAAACAGUGAUGGGUAAGUGAAUUCUCGAUUCUUUCUUGAGUUUCUCGUAAACUUCGAUGUCUCCCGGAAGUCCCUCCAUCUUCUGCAGUUCGUCCUCAGCUUGUUUAUCCAGAUUGGCCCGAAUU